Molecule: messenger RNA, 3104 nt
Organism: Lucilia sericata (common green bottle fly)
Lineage: Eukaryota; Metazoa; Arthropoda; Insecta; Diptera; Calliphoridae
Gene: AIF
Product: putative apoptosis-inducing factor 1, mitochondrial
Exons: 7
Coding region: 196-2103 (635 amino acids)
Biological process (GO): mitochondrial respiratory chain complex assembly; apoptotic process
Cellular component (GO): cytoplasm; mitochondrion
Molecular function (GO): FAD binding; protein dimerization activity; NAD(P)H oxidase H2O2-forming activity
Source: RefSeq, a predicted model, not a curated record
UUCAUAUAUGUCCGCCCAUCCCUGUUAAUAACUUAUAUCAUUUGUGCUAUCAUUCCCAAGUGAUUGUCAAACAUCUGACAUUCAAAGUAAAAUGCAAGACAGAUAGAAACUCUUGGAAAAUACUGUCAUAAUAAAAAGACUGCUAUUUAUUUAUUAUUAACAAUUUUUUUGUAACAAAAACACAAUUUAUAUAAAAUGAGCAUUUGUAGUGUUAGAGGAAUAAAUUUGCAGUUUUGUCGAAGAGCAUUUCUAUUAGCCAAUCGUAGGCUAACGCCGGCAACAUUUCAAGAGGAUGCAGUUUUAAAACGUAGUGUACACAACAAUUCGCCUAAAAAGGAAGAAUGUCGUCCUAAAAUUUCCUAUAACAGUGAAGUAUUGCGUGCUGCCAAUUGUAAUGUAAGUCGCAAAAAUUUGGAAACACAAAAAGGAACAACAACUACCAGUAGUAGUGGAGAAAAGGUCACAUCCUAUGAUCAAACAACUAAUAAAGACAGUGGAGAAGGUGGUGAUGGUGGUAAAACAAAAAUCUUAAUUGCCUUGGCAGCUGCCUUAGGCAUUGGUGGUGUUGUUUAUUAUCUUAGUAAAGGUGAUGAAACACCUAAAGCCAAGAAAGAGGAGCCACAACCUAUACCACAAACGAAUCCAGCUAGUUCUCAAGAUUUACCAAAGCAUGUGCCAUAUUUGCUAAUUGGUGGUGGAACUGCUGCGUUUUCAGCAUUCCGUGCUAUAAAAUCAAAUGAUGCCAGAGCUAAAGUAUUAAUGGUAACAGACGAAAAACGUAAACCUUAUAUGCGACCACCCCUAUCGAAGGAAUUGUGGUAUUCCGCCAAAGAAACACCGCUAUCAGAAGACUACAGAUUUAAACAAUGGACCGGUGCCGAACGUAGUUUAUACUUUGAGCCAGAGGAAUUUUUCAUUCAUCCCUCCAAGUUAAAUGAAAGCGAAAAAGGUGGUAUUGCUGUGGCACAUGGUUUUAGAGUCAAGAAAAUUGAUCCCGUUAAAAAAACAGCCACUUUAACUGAUGGCUAUGAAAUUGGUUAUGAUGAAUGUUUAAUUGCCACCGGUUGUAGUCCUAAAAUGCUGCCUGUCUUUGCCAGUGCUCCUCCUAGUGUGAAAGAUAAAAUCAUGGUGUAUCGUACCCCUGACGAUUUCGAACGUCUUAAGAGUUAUGUAGAUGCUAAAAAGAAAGUUACAAUUAUUGGUAAUGGUUUCUUGGGUAGUGAAUUAGCCUGUACAUUAGCCAACUAUUCAAAGAAUAAUGAAGGACAAAUUUAUCAAGUAUUUCCCGAAAAUGGUAAUAUGUCAAAAGUAUUGCCAGAUUAUCUAAGCAAAUGGACAAUGAAGAAAAUGGAAUCACAGGGUGUGUGCGUAGUACCAAAUGCUAGUGUUAAGAGUGUGGCAAGAGAUGAUAACUCAUUAAAAUUAAACUUAAGUACAGGUGAAACAAUUAUGUCGGAUGUGGUGGUUGUUUGCGUGGGUUGUGAAGCUAACACCGACUUGGCCGGUCUCUCGGGCUUAGAAGUUGAUAAGAAUCUUGGUGGCUUUGUGGUAAAUGCUGAAUUGGAAGCACGUCGUAAUCUAUUUGUAGCUGGUGAUGCUUCUUGCUUCUAUGAUCCUCUACUAGGUAGAAGACGUGUUGAACAUCAUGAUCAUUCCGUUGUUUCUGGCCGCUUAGCAGGCGAGAAUAUGGUUGGCAAAAAGAAACCAUAUAAUCACCAGAGUAUGUUUUGGUCUGAUUUGGGACCAGAAAUCGGUUAUGAAGGCAUUGGUUUAGUAGAUUCAUCACUGCCAACUGUAGGUGUUUUCUCUCUACCCUCCAAAACUACCGACAGGUCUGAUAAUCUUGCCGAAAAUCAGAGUGAAGAAAACGAGAAAAAGGAACUAACAAAAGCAACUGCUAACAACGAUAUUCCAACACCCGAUGCUGAGGCAACACCAAAUUAUGGCCGAGGUGUUGUUUUCUAUUUAAGAGAUGAAAAAGUCGUUGGCAUUUUGCUGUGGAACAUAUUCAAUCGCGUAGGACUGGCACGUACUAUAAUAAAUCAGAACAAAAAAUACGAUGACCUAAACGAAGUCGCUAAACUAUUUGAAAUUCAUUCGUAGAUAAAAACGUAAUUUUAAUUUAACUCUAAUUUGAUUAGGUAAAAAUGUUUAUUUUUAUUGUUAUUUAAAUGUCUAAUUUGCAAAAAAAAAAAAUCAAAUUGUACCUUUGAUUAUAAAACAAAUACACGUACACACACACAUACCUUAAGGAUUUGUUCCGUUUAUACGAUUUAACGCCACAACAGCUGCAUUUAGUAUUUCUCAAAAUUCCAAUAGCAAGGGAUUAGCUUAAAACGCCGGCAAAUUUUACUAGUUCUACUUAAAAAUAUGUUUAAAUUCCUAUUAAAAGUUUAUGAUCGUCUUUGCAAAACCUAAACUAUAAAAUGCAGGUAAUUUCAAAGUUUCACAACUUGGAUUCAGGUAUAUUUAAAAUUUAGUAUAAAAUAUUCUACUACUGCCAUCACAAGCGUUAGUUUCUUAAGGAACUUCACUGAAAGACAUACAGAAUGGAAGUUAAGAAUAUUCAAUAUUAUUUGUAUGACGAUGACGAAGCUAGCACAGCAGAAGCCAUUAUGUUGGAGGAGAAUAACCUAUUACAACACAUAGAAGAGGCUGUUCAAGCCAAUAAAGACGUUUACUCUGAAGAUGAAUUGAAUGCUGCCGCUGCCAUGAUGUUAAUGCAUUAUCAAGCUGUUGUUCAUCCUCAAACAGUUACCACUUAUAAUUACGAUGCACAAACUUGCCAACAGAAAGAAAAGCUACAAACCCCCAAAUCUAUGAUGACCAAGGAUCAUAACAAUCAGAAUGUUCAUAUUGAUACCAUGGAACAGAUUCGUCAAUAUCGUAAGUGUAAUUACACUCAAUCGUCUCUAUUGGCCUCCUGUCGUAAUAUCUUGAAAGAAUUUUUGGCUCAAAACGGUUUGUGAUCAAACGGCGGUAACAUGUUAAAAACAUAAUAUUUUGCUUAAAGUAUAAAUUUGAUAAUAAAACCCUUUGAGGGUUAACUAGUAUGUAGAUAAGAAUAAUUAAUAAAUGGAAUAUGAUUAAAAUGCACCCAAAAA